Paramormyrops kingsleyae is the source of this 958-nucleotide messenger RNA. RefSeq names its product SRY-box transcription factor 32 (gene sox32). Gene Ontology annotation, biological process: cell differentiation; positive regulation of transcription by RNA polymerase II. Gene Ontology annotation, molecular function: DNA-binding transcription activator activity, RNA polymerase II-specific; RNA polymerase II cis-regulatory region sequence-specific DNA binding. The record is from RefSeq and is a predicted model, not a curated record. Gene Ontology annotation, cellular component: nucleus. Lineage: Eukaryota; Metazoa; Chordata; Actinopteri; Osteoglossiformes; Mormyridae.
UUAAAGGUCGGCCGACACCCCUCCCUCCGCCAUGUAUUUUGAUAGAGUUCUCCCCACCUUUGACCUCAGCGCGUCUAACCCGACCUUAUCAAGCGAUCGCGGGCAAUGCCUGGAACUUAGGAUGGAGACAAAGUCUCCCAGCAACGGGUCCUGCAGCCCCAUCUCAAUGGACUCCGAGUCCAACUGCUCCAGCCCGGACGGCAAACCCGAGCCGGAACCGCGGGUUCGGCGCCCCUUGAACGCCUUCAUCAUUUGGACCAAGGAAGAGCGGAGACGUUUGGCACAGCUGAACCCAGACCUGGAAAACACCGAUCUGAGCAAAAUUCUCGGCCGAACCUGGAAGGGUAUGUCUCUGGUGGAGAAGAGGCCGUACAUGCAGGAGGCAGAGCGGCUGCGGGUCCAGCACACCAUCGACCACCCCAACUACAAAUACCGGCCCCGGCGGAGGAAGCAGGCUAAAAAGGGAAGCAGGGCGGCACCACCUGAAGGUGCCCAGCCAGCCCCCCUGCACUGCGACGGCUUCAUCUCGGGUCCCUGUGACCUGAGCUACCUGAUCCAGACUCAGUACCAUCAGCGGAUGGCCCAGUGUGCACCAAACUACUCCACGGAGGCCCAGCUGCACUACGUCCCCCCGGCGCAGCUCUCCUCCCCUCCCCCGCCUUACCCUUCUGCCCCUGCGCCGCCCCCUUGUGGCGAGCAGGGCGAGUGGCAGUCCUGUGGCUGUCACCUGUGUGCAGGCACCCCAUCUCUGGAGUUUUACCUCGAGCAGGUCCGGGUGGACCUGCUGCAGGAUCUGGACGCCAGCGAAUUUGAACAGUACCUCAGCCCGGCUGCAUGUGGACCGGAACCGAUGGAUGCAAGUUAUUACACCCAGAACAGUCUUCGAGAGUUUGGCCUGUUGUCAUAAUGAAAUCUGAAAUGAUUAAUUCCUUUUUUUUUUACACAUAGUUUUGUUAUU